AUGUCCAGGUCACCUUUUUGCCCUGCGAAGGACCAGAUCUGUCGACGGUGCAGAAAAACCGGCCAUUUCGAAAAUGUUUGUCGUAAACAACCUGAGUCACGAUCAUCGGCUCCACCGAAGAAAGUACAAAUAGUCGAAAAUGUACAAGAUGACAUCUAUGAUUCACCACAACCGACACCGCAACCGGUACAGCAGCCGGAUCCGCAGCCGAUGACUCAUCGCACCGCUGCUGAAAGAAAAGUUUACUAUACCUUCUACACUGGAGGUAAUACGAAUGUAUUCGAUUGUACGGUUGGGGGAGUGAAGAUCGACAUGUUCAUCGAUUCUGGAUCAGAUGUGAACUUGGUCACAUCCGAUGCCUGGGAAAAAUUAAAAGCACAACAGGUUGUUGUUUCAAAAUGUGAACGUGGCAGCAGUAAGAUAUUGAAAGCAUACGCAUCAAGUGAACCACUCACUAUUCUGGGAACCUUUCAAGCGGAAAUCAAUGCGGAAUUUCUGGUCAUUAGGAAUGGACAGCGUAACCUGCUUGGCGAUACUACUUCGAAGGAGUUAGGAAUCCUGAAGAUUGGGUUGGAGUCGAACCGAGUUACGGAUGAUAACAACCGCGUCUCUCCAUUUUCUAAAAUCGUCGAUACUAAGGUACGAAUUUCUAUGGACCCAUCAUUCACUCCAGUCUUCCAGCCGCUAAGACGAAUCCCGAUUCCUCUAGAAGGAGCGGUUAAUCAGAAGCUUGAUGAAUUGCUACGCAGGGACAUAAUAGAACCGAAGGAAGGUCCAGCAAGCUGGGUAUCACCACUGGUGGUCGCCAACAAAGCAAACGGUACCAUUCGCCUAUGUGUUGAUUUACGCCGUGUCAAUCAAGCCGUUAUUCGCGAAAGACAUCCUAUGCCAGUUAUUGAUGUGGUUUUGGCGAAAAUAGGAAGAGGAAAAGUUUGGAGCGUCCUUGAUGUUAAGGAUGCAUUCUUCCUAUUGGAAUUAGAAGAAGAAUCAAGAAAUAUUGUGACGUUUAUCACACACCGUGGGCUGUACCGUUUCAAACGGCUACCGUUCGGGCUUGUAUCAGCCCCAGAGAUUUUUCAGCGAAAAAUUGAUGAAAUACUGGCCGACUGCGAAGGUAUAUAUUGGUAUCUGGACGACAUUGGGGUAGAAGGCAGUACAAUUGAGGAACACGAUGCGAGACUGGAAAAGGUAGAUUUCUGA
Armigeres subalbatus is the source of this 1200-nucleotide messenger RNA. RefSeq lists its product as uncharacterized. Bases 1 to 1200 code for a protein of 399 amino acids. The transcript has a single exon. The record is from RefSeq and is a predicted model, not a curated record. NCBI's taxonomy places the organism in Eukaryota, Metazoa, Arthropoda, Insecta, Diptera, Culicidae.